Messenger RNA from Enhydra lutris kenyoni (northern sea otter), 776 nucleotides. RefSeq names its product RAB43, member RAS oncogene family. Gene Ontology annotation, biological process: regulation of exocytosis; protein secretion. Gene Ontology annotation, molecular function: GTPase activity; GTP binding. The record is from RefSeq and is a predicted model, not a curated record. The coding region runs from base 68 to 706 and encodes 212 amino acids. The transcript has 3 exons. NCBI's taxonomy places the organism in Eukaryota, Metazoa, Chordata, Mammalia, Carnivora, Mustelidae.
CGCGGCUUCCGUGAGCUCAGGCUUCCUUCAGCGUCCGGAGCGCCGGCCCUUCGGCUCCCGCGCGGCCAUGGCGGGGCCGGGCCCGGGCCCGGGGGACCCGGACGAGCAGUAUGAUUUCCUGUUCAAGCUGGUGCUGGUGGGCGACGCGAGCGUGGGCAAGACGUGCGUGGUGCAGCGCUUCAAAACCGGCGCUUUCUCGGAGCGCCAGGGCAGCACCAUCGGCGUCGACUUCACCAUGAAGACGCUGGAGAUCCAGGGCAAGCGGGUCAAGCUGCAGAUCUGGGACACAGCUGGCCAGGAGCGAUUCCGCACCAUCACCCAGAGCUACUACCGCAGUGCCAACGGGGCCAUCCUUGCUUACGACAUUACCAAGAGGAGCUCCUUUCUGUCAGUGCCUCACUGGAUCGAGGAUGUGAGGAAGUAUGCAGGCUCGAACAUCGUGCAGCUGCUGAUUGGGAACAAGUCGGACCUGGGCGAGCUCCGGGAGGUCCCUCUGGCCGAGGCGCAGAGCCUGGCAGAGCACUACGACAUCCUGUGUGCCAUCGAGACGUCCGCCAAGGACUCGAGCAACGUGGAGGAGGCCUUCGUGAGGGUGGCCACGGAGCUGGUCGUCAGGCAUGGCGGCCCUCUGCUCAGCGAGAAGGGCACCGACCACAUCCAGCUGGACAGCAAGGACGUCGGGGAGAGCUGGGGCUGUGGCUGCUGACCGGGGGACAGGGCAGGCAGGCAGGGCCCUCCCCACCUCCUCUCUCUUUCUCUUUCUCUCUGUCUCUCUC